UAAGAAAAUUUUCAGUUUGCGAGACGUCGGUUGAGAAUGUGGCGUAGACGAAAAGUUGGAUGCAAAUCCGUACAAGGAUUGGAUGAAUUAAGAAAACGGAGAAGGGAAUAUGAAACAGCUCUAAGGAAGGCAAGGCGAGAGCAGCAGCUGAUCAGUAAACGGCUAUUGCGUGAUGAACCUGACGACGAUGAGCACUUUCAGGAUCUUCAGUGUCUGUCUGAAGAUCAGAUUGACCAUAUCAUCAAAGAUCUCAGACAUGGACCAGCAGAGAGGCUAGAGUCUCUUAUCACUCUUCGACGAUACCUUCAGAGUAAUGAUGUGCGGCUUAUGUUUAUCAGGGUAGAGGGCAGCAUGCAGGUUCUGAUAGGACUGUUCACCUGCUCCUUUGCUGAAGUUCAGAUGGAAGCUGCUAGGUGUUUGCAUGAACUCUCCCAAUCCGAUGAUCCAUCGGUCUCAAAAGCAUGCCUGCCGGCAACCUCAUACCUCCUAACCUAUCUAUCUGGAAAUAAUCCAGAUUUUACGGAGCUAUGCUUGUAUACGUUGGGUAAUAUUAUAGUAGAAGGCGACGCAACAAGAAACCAGCUGCUCUUACAAGGACUGAUCCCUGCCCUAUCACUAUGCGCUCAGUCCCCUCACACGGCUGUAUUGGAAGCCCUUGGCUAUGCUCUGUCUCAGCUGCUGCAAUCAAAAGAAGCUUCUGAAAAAAUAAUUCCACUUGUUCUCGAAUCUGGUCUGGUUCAAGAGAUAUUCAGACUUCUGCGUCUGGAUUCUGAAGAGCGCGUUGGUGCAGCAGUUGAGUUUGCAUGGUGUCUUCACUACAUUGUUUGCAGCCAGGUGAACAAUACACUCUUAAUUUCACAAGGCAUCGUGCCCAAACUUUCACUCCUUCUGUCUGAUCUCUCAGCGAUUGUUUCUAAAAGUACAGCUUUGGAUAUGGAACUGCUUAUUUGCCCUUUGGUUCGUUGUGUGGGAAACCUGCUGGCAGAAGUUGACUCAAUGGGCAACAGACUUCAGAUUCAUGAUGGCCGCUUGCUGGCGGCAUUGUUUGUGUUUAUGAGGCGGUACCGAGCAGAGCACCCCUUCUUGCUACCUGAAUGUCUGUGGGCUCUGAACAAUCUAACAGCGGAGGAUCCUGUUGUGUCUUCUGCGGUGCUUCAUUAUAACCUGCUGCCUGCGUUGCUAGAACUUCUAUUCCAUUCUACAGAGGUCACUCUGCUGGUUCUAACCGUUCUGUGCAAUAUAGCAGACUUGGGGCCUGCUUACAGUCAACAUCUCAGGCAAAAAAAUAUCCUUCCUUGUGUGGUUAGAGCACUUGGAGGAACAGAUGUGCGGGUGACCCACAGAAGCCUGGAAAUCAUGGUCAUCCUCUUUAAAAACUGUCCUGAUAUUGUAGAAGAAUUCAUCAGUCUCUUUGGUGUGCAAAUUCUUGAGCCCUAUAAAGACCAUCUUGAACUUCAGCAGCAAGUACAAACCAUCUGGAACCGGUGUCAGUCUUAGGUAAAAGACACUGAAUAUCCAGCUACGGAAUGAAUCGGCAUGGUGCGGCUGACUAAGCUAAUUAAGGACCUUACUUUUUUAUUGUUUUUAAAGAUAAAUGUUUAUUUU
Messenger RNA from Spea bombifrons (plains spadefoot toad), 1605 nucleotides. It is a transcript of the gene TMCO6, whose product is annotated as transmembrane and coiled-coil domains 6. The transcript is spliced from 13 exons. Gene Ontology annotation, molecular function: protein binding; nuclear import signal receptor activity. Bases 37 to 1497 code for a protein of 486 amino acids. Lineage: Eukaryota; Metazoa; Chordata; Amphibia; Anura; Pelobatidae. The record is from RefSeq and is a predicted model, not a curated record. Gene Ontology annotation, biological process: protein import into nucleus.